Messenger RNA from Dendroctonus ponderosae (mountain pine beetle), 1483 nucleotides. RefSeq names its product dnaJ homolog shv-like. Lineage: Eukaryota; Metazoa; Arthropoda; Insecta; Coleoptera; Curculionidae. The record is from RefSeq and is a predicted model, not a curated record. Gene Ontology annotation, biological process: protein folding; protein maturation. Bases 234 to 1301 code for a protein of 355 amino acids. Gene Ontology annotation, cellular component: endoplasmic reticulum. Gene Ontology annotation, molecular function: misfolded protein binding. The transcript has 5 exons.
AAUAAAAAUUAUUUCAAUCAUCAGCUGUGAAGUGGACGCAGCUGAUUUGUCAGAAUGGUUCCAGCCAAUCAAAGCCGUCCACAUGAGAUUCGAUUCUUCCCUGACGUUGGUAUCAUCGACUUGUCUGCCAAUGCCAAUUUGUUUAUUGUAAAUUCCGGCCAAUUAUUAAUAAAAAUCGAACCCCACUGUAUUAUGAUAGUAUAAGUUCGGGCCUUUUCUCCCAUUCCGACACGAUGAACUUCAAGUGGUUCGCUCUAGUUUGGGUUAAUCUGUUGUUUUCGGGAGUUGUGUUUGCGGGUAGAGAUUUUUACAAAAUACUCGGUGUCUCCAAAAGUGCCAGCCUCCACGAAAUCAAAAAAGCGUAUCGUCGUCUCGCCAAGGAAUUGCAUCCAGAUAAGAACCAAGAUGACCCGGAAGCAUCCAACAAGUUCCAGGAUCUGGGGGCUGCUUACGAAGUGCUGUCGGAUGAAGAAAAGCGCAAGAAGUACGACCGAUGCGGCGAAGACUGUUUGCAAAAGGAUGGCAUGAUGGACGGGGGCAUGGACUCUUUUGGCAGCUUCUUCGGCGACUUUGGGUUCCACUUUGGGGGCGAACAACGACCUGAAGCAGCCAGGGGAGCGGAUUUACUCAUGGACAUUCACGUUACUCUUGAAGACCUUUAUACAGGAAACUUCAUAGAAAUAACCAGGAAUAAGCCAGUUAUAAAGCCGAGUCAUGGGACACGUCAGUGCAAUUGCAGGCAGGAAAUGAUCACGAAGAGUCUGGGUCCUGGACGGUUCCAGAUGAUGCAGCAGACUGUUUGUGACGAAUGCCCCAAUGUUCAGUUGGUCAAUGAAGAAAGAACUUUGGAAAUGGAAAUAGAAGCUGGAAUGGUGGAUGGACAAGAAACGAAAUUCACUGCAGAAGGAGAACCUCAUAUAGACGGAGAACCUGGCGAUCUGAUUCUUGCAAUCAAAACCCAGCCUCAUCCAAUAUUUGAAAGAAGGGGCGACGAUCUGUACACAAAUGUCACCAUUAGUUUACAGGAUGCUCUAGUUGGUUUUACCAUUGAACUGCGGCAUCUUGACGGACAUAUGGUUACUAUUAAUCGGGACAAAAUAACCUGGCCUGGGGCCCGAAUUCGCAAGAAAGGCGAGGGCAUGCCGAAUUACUCAAACAACAAUUUGCACGGGGCGUUAUUUAUUACUUUCGAUGUGGAGUUUCCUAAGCAGGAACUGAAAGAUGAGGAGAAGGAAGUAAUCAAGAAGGUUUUCAAUCAACGUUCCAAUAACAAAGUGUACAACGGCCUGCGGGGUCACUGAACAUCAAUGGUAACUAUUAGUAUGUAAAACCUAUUUUGUACAUAAUAAGUAUGUCAGUUUAUUUCGCGUGCGUGUGUAUGGGUUCGAGUUAAAUGUAUUAUUUAUUAAUAGCCACUCCAAGCAAAUGGUUUCGUUGAAGGUGUACAUUAGACAAUUUGUAUCAUAUAAAUGUUUUAAGUGAG